Molecule: messenger RNA, 2056 nt
Organism: Beta vulgaris subsp. vulgaris (sugar beet)
Lineage: Eukaryota; Viridiplantae; Streptophyta; Magnoliopsida; Caryophyllales; Amaranthaceae
Product: non-functional pseudokinase ZED1
Exons: 3
Coding region: 109-1203 (364 amino acids)
Biological process (GO): protein phosphorylation; cell surface receptor signaling pathway
Cellular component (GO): plasma membrane
Molecular function (GO): ATP binding; protein serine/threonine kinase activity
Source: RefSeq, a predicted model, not a curated record
AUUUAGUCAGUACGCUAUGGUGAUGAUGGAAAGAAAUAAGUCCAGGACUAAAGAAUUUGCAGACUGCAACUUCUGUAAGAAGCCAGAAGGUGCUUCAAAACUGCAAGGAUGUCAACUCGUCUGGAGAAGAUGGUAAGACUACUAUGGCCUCAAAGCAACAAGAAACCACAAGAUGAAAUGAGAGCGGGUAAAGAGAAGAUCUUUUAUGGAAGCGAAGAAAACUUUAUAAGGAAUGGAGCAUGGGUACUUGAAGACAGCAUUUCCUUGUUUCAUGGUCGAACAAACCCUAUCCGCCACUUCUCAGUUGAUGAGCUCAACAACUUAAAUGUGGAAUAUGCUAGUAUUGGGUACUCUGGCUGGUACCGAGGUUUUUGGGAAGGGAGAAUUAUAUUAGUAAAGAUGAAUGGAUAUUAUAAUUAUAAUGAGAUUUCGCGUGAAAUUGUGGUUGCCACACAAAUGGCUACACAUAAUAAUGUCCACAAACUAUUAGGAUGUUGUCUUGAGACUAUAUCUCCUGUUCUUGUUUACGAGUGGGUGGCUGCCGAUACCCUUCAAGACCGUAUAUUACACAGAGAUGAGAACCAUUAUAAACUACCAGUAUUAGAGUGGAAGGACAGGUUAAGGGUUGCCUGGGAAAUCUCUCAUGCAGUUUCCUAUCUUCACACUGCUUUUCCUAGUCCCAUCGUCCAUAGAUACUUACAACCUGAUAAUAUUUUCUUGGAUCAGGAUAAUACUGCAAAGUUGUCCAACUUUAGUCUUUCUGUUGCUAUUCCCGAGGGUGAAGAAUUUGUGGUACAAGAUUUUAUAGUAGGUACUAAUGGCUAUAUGGCACCUGAAUAUCUUGAAGAUCGAAAAGUGGCGGAGUAUACAGAUGUGUAUUCGUUUGGUAUGCUUUUCCUUGUGCUCUUGACAGGAAAGCAUGCUACAUUUUGGACUACUAGCACGGGAGAGGGGAGAAUGUGGACUAAUUUAAUUGAAUGGGUAACCAAAGAAUUUCGGAAGGAGGGCAUAAGUGAGAUUGUAGAUCCUGCAAUCACUAAAAGUGGAGUUGCAAUCACAGAGCUGAGUUCAUCGAUAGAGCUUGCACUCAGGUGCACAGCAACCGAAGAAAACAGUAGGCCGACUAUGGUGGAAGUUGCGACUGAGCUCAACGACAUGAUUAGAUCCUCGAAAUCUAUCAUGAGCAUCAAUAGUGCUGUCUGAUUCAGAUGAAGUACUAUUGUUGAUUUUGUAUAUGUUUUCGAUUUUUCAAGGUGAUUAAUGGUGGAAUACCGUGAGCUAACGGGAUACAGUUUAUGAAAAAGCUCGAUAGAAGGUGAUUAAGAUUACUGGUGGGAAGAUACAAUCCCUGCCAAACACUUGCAGUGAACUCCAAACUGUUGGGCUUAUGGAUCCCUUCCUAUGUGGAGAAGCCGGUUUAUUUUCUGUGUUAUUUUUGGGGGCAAGCAAAUUGGUUCUUUAUUUCUUCAAAAAAAAACUGGUUGUUGGCCAAGAGAUGAAAGCUUCAUUGAGAAGCUUCUUGUGUUGACUUUUGAGGUAACUCACAUGCAUAUAAGGCAGCAAGUUAGCUUUCUUUGCUGUAUGAAUAAAAGUCAACUCUAAGGGAUUAAGUAAGAAAACAGGAAGUUCAAGAGUAGGCCCUCUUCACGAUUUUCUGGGCACAACAACCUCUGUUCGAAGGUUGUUCUUGGUAAGAUUUGGCUGAAAUUUUGGCAGCAUAUACAGGACAUCUUGGGGGCUACAUUUUUGACGGUGUAAUUGUUACUCGGUGCUCUGGUUAGUGAGAUAUUGCUGCUGUUCUGAACUCUGUUUUCUGGUGAUAUUUCUCACUCUUUCUUUUCUGUAAGAAGCUCUUUAUAAUUUUUUUGUGUUGGUUAAAUCAAGUACCUAUUGUAGACUUGGAAUUGGGUUUGUGUAACCUUCCUUUUAUCGCAAUAAGAGCAAUUGGGUGGAUUCCCUAGUUGACUCGUGGUUUUUACUCUCUGCAUCAAAGGGGUAUUCCAUGUAAAAAAAAUCCUCCUGUUUUUGCUUGAUCAUUUAUAUAGCCAAUUGCUUA